AUUUUCUAGAUCGCCCACGAGCGCCCUUCCCUGUCGGUCUCUCUCUCCCCCUGUCUCUCUUCCCCCUCUCUCCUUUGCUCUUUUGCAUGUUGGUUUUUUCUUUCAAGCUUAAGCCGAAAAUUCCUCUUCCCUCCUUAAAACCCCCCUUUUCCCUCCCCAAAAAUUUCCCUCUUCCUUAGUUUAAAUGAGCUUUUGUCAGGGGUUGAUAGUUAAAUAGGUUCUUGCAUUUCAGCCUCUUUCAAGCUAGAGUUGCUUCUUUCCCGGUCCCGGUCCUGGUUCGUUUUUUUACUAGGUUUGUUUUUUUUGAUCGCGUUUUGCUGUGCUUUUUGGAGCGGUAGUACUAAGUUUGUGUGUUUUUUAAGUUGAAUUAGUUUGUUUCCUGAGGUUGGAUUUCUUCAGUUGAGCGAUCAAGGUCGGUUUGUGAUCUGACCGUAACGGUGGCUAAUUUUUGCUCUUAUAGUUAGUUGAUCUGAGCAUUUGAUCUGGGCUUGUUUCAGAUCUUACGAUUAGGCCCUUGAAAUGGUGGAUCUGAGUGAUAAAGUUUCAGAAUCUGAAGAUAUGAACAGCCAAACCCCAACCCCAGAGAGAGUCUCCUCCUCAUCCGAUGGCACUCAAAUCAAGACCUGUACUGAUUGUGGCACUACCAAAACUCCCCUCUGGAGAGGUGGUCCAGCUGGCCCCAAGUCGCUGUGUAAUGCAUGUGGGAUCAGGAGCAGGAAAAAGAGGAGAGCACUCCUGGGAUUAAACAAAGAGGAAAAGAAACCAAAGAAGUCCACUAGCAGCAGCAGCAGCAACAACAACAAUAGCAGUAGUACCAGUAAUAAUUAUUCGAGCGGGAGUGGUGAUAGUAAUAGCUCAAGUGGGUUUUCGUUGAAGAGGAAGCUAUUGUCUUUCGGCCGAGAUGUUGUUGUUCCCUUGCAGAGACCAAGAUCAAGUACAAAUGGUCAGAGGAGGAAGCUAGGAGAGGUUGAGCAAGCAGCCUUUCUGUUGAUGGCUUUAUCAUGUGGCUCGGUUUAUGCUUGAGAGCAAGAGUUUCCCCGUAGCACUACUAGUUCAAAAUUUAGCUGUAACGGUUUCUUCGUUAUCUUUUUACUACUACUUACUACUCUAGUAGAGGGAUGCAUGAGCAAGAUUGAGCUAAAAGAGCUACUUGUCGUGAUGUGUAAUCUCCGAGAAUGGCAGAGUCGAUUUUUUCUUUUUUCUUUUUUUUUGGGGGUAAUGAUGAAAAUCCUGAUCCGGUCCAGUUCUCUCACUUUGGGCUAAA
Coffea arabica (coffee) is the source of this 1264-nucleotide messenger RNA. RefSeq names its product GATA transcription factor 16-like. Gene Ontology annotation, biological process: regulation of DNA-templated transcription. The record is from RefSeq and is a predicted model, not a curated record. Lineage: Eukaryota; Viridiplantae; Streptophyta; Magnoliopsida; Gentianales; Rubiaceae. Gene Ontology annotation, molecular function: zinc ion binding; sequence-specific DNA binding.